GGCUGUUGGAGAAAGCUGUCACCUUACCGUCCCAAGGGAACCCACGCACUGAAGCCUCCAUUAGCUUGGCUUGAAGACUUGGGCUGGGCCAGGUUGUGUCCAUCUUUAACGCACUUAGGCCAGAAAUCUGCAUACCGAGCUGCCUGCCUGCUGCCCUCCCCCACCCCGAAUGCGCUCCAGACCAGGUGGAGCAGAGAGCAGUCCCUUUACUGGGCAUGCGGAGCCCUUACUCUGAUGGCUGUUCCAUGACUUCGAGAUUGUAGCUCCACCCUUCUCCCUCUUUCCCAAUGCCUGGUCUCAUGGGGUUAGUUUUGAGCCCAACACUAUGGCAUCCUCCUCCCCAGCUCCUCCCUCUGGGUCCAAGAAACCCCGGGGCAAGAUGGCUGACUGGUUCAGGCAGGUCCUGUCGAAGAAGUCCAAGAAGAUGCCCGACUCAGCAGAAAGCACCUCCCGGGACGUGUCACAGCCAAGCUCACAGACUGACCCCCCAACUCCUGAUCUCAGCUCACCCACGUCUUCCACCCCAGCACCAGCACCUGAGGGUACCACCAGCAGCACUGGCCUCAGCAGCAGCAGCAGCAGCGGACGCUGGAGCAAGGACUAUGAUGUCUGUGUGUGCCACAGCGAGGAGGACCUGGCAGUCGCCCAGGAGCUGGUCUCCUACCUGGAGGGCAGCGCUGCCAGCCUGCGUUGCUUCCUGCAGCUCCGGGAUGCAACCCCAGGCGGCGCCAUUGUGUCCGAGCUGUGCCAGGCUCUGAGCAACAGUCACUGUAGGGUGCUGCUCAUCACCCCAGGCUUCCUCCGGGACCCAUGGUGCAAAUACCAGAUGCUGCAGGCCCUGAGCCAGGCCCCCGGGGCAGAAGGCCGCACCAUCCCCCUGCUGGCCGGCCUCGCCAAAGCCAGCUGCCCCGCUGAGCUGCGGUUCAUGUACUUUGUGGAUGGCCGGGGCCCUGACGGCGGUUUCUGCCAAGUCAAGAAUGCUGUCCUGCAUUAUCUGCAGACACUCAGCUGACGCUUCUACCACCACGGGACUCACUAAGUUGAAGCCACGUUGGCGGUUGAGUUAGAGCCCAUGCGGGGCCUUGACAGCUGGGUCAGAUGCCCAGCAGGUUUCCAUCCCUAUGGGCCCCCAGGAAGCACAUGGGGAAGCUAGGGAUGCCUCCAGGAAGGUGAUGAGGAGGCUGGGGACUCCCCUAGGAAGACCAUGGGGAAGUUGGGGACUCCCCAGGAAGAUGAGGGGGAAGUUGGAAACUGAAGAUGGUAAGAGGUACAACAGCAAGAGAUCACCAACGUUUGGCCUUCUACCGAAGUAGACACGAAUUCUGCUGUGCACCUACGUCCCUGCCCUGGAAUCGGGCCCUGGUAGAGACGCUCCUCCUGCAGUGGGGGCUUGGAACUGCUGGGAGGCCUGGGAAUGUGCAUCAGCACAAAGCAGCAGCUACCUUCCACACUCCCACUUCUGCCUUCCCAGUGACAUCCAGCUCCUUCACACAGCUGUGCGACAGUCAGCACUGCACUGCAGUUUUUUGGUUGUUAUUGUGUGUGUGUCUUUAAAGACUCAAACCCAGAAACCCUCCUGAGUAGACAACAGUGGGAGCAGCAGGGUCAAGGGAGGAAAGCUCAGUCUACCUGGAAUCGAAAGUCCAUCCAGGGAUGCUUUCACUGCUGGGGCCUUGUAAGCGGUCUGGCUGGAAGGAUGCUUUCACACCUCUGGGCUGAGCUGUUUCCUGUUUUGUUCUGGAAGAUGCGUGUAUACCUGCACAUGCCAUUCUUCUCAAGUGUGUCUUUGGAAGUGAGUUUCUCAGUCUCCCAAGGUGUACUUUUGUACCUUGUCUCAUUUUC
Messenger RNA from Condylura cristata (star-nosed mole), 1842 nucleotides. It is a transcript of the gene TIRAP, whose product is annotated as toll-interleukin 1 receptor (TIR) domain containing adaptor protein. The record is from RefSeq and is a predicted model, not a curated record. Gene Ontology annotation, biological process: signal transduction. Lineage: Eukaryota; Metazoa; Chordata; Mammalia; Eulipotyphla; Talpidae. The transcript has 5 exons. Bases 326 to 1012 code for a protein of 228 amino acids.